Molecule: messenger RNA, 2304 nt
Organism: Pocillopora verrucosa
Lineage: Eukaryota; Metazoa; Cnidaria; Anthozoa; Scleractinia; Pocilloporidae
Source: RefSeq, a predicted model, not a curated record
AUGGAACCACCAUGCAUUGCUAACAUUGCAAGAGCGAGCCAGAGUCUCCUUGCAAAUUUAUCAGUUCGAUUAGUUGAUGGGGACAACCCAUUUGAAGGGCGGGUUGAAGUGUUUCAUAAUGGUUCCUGGGGAACAGUUUGUGAUGACGAUUGGACACUUAAGGAAGCCAACGUGGUUUGUCGCCAACUAGGGCUGGAUGGAGCCUCUUCAGCGGUCGAGGGUGGACGUUUUGGGAAAGGAAGUGGAAAGAUAUGGAUGGCUCGGGUUAAAUGUUUUGGAAAUGAAAGAAGAUUAUCAGAUUGUUAUUUUCCUGGGUGGGAAAUACACAGUUGUAUGCAUUAUGAAGAUGCAGGAGUAAUUUGUAUGCAAGUUCGACUAACUGGUGGAAGUAACCCAUUUGAAGGGAGGGUUGAAGUGUUUCACAAUGGCUCCUGGGGAACAGUGUGUGAUGACCAGUGGACAAUUGAGGAUGCUAACGUGGUUUGUCGCCAACUUGAUUUCGAGGGUGCUUUGAAAGCAGUCGCGUCUGCUCAUUUUGGUGAAGGAACUGGAAAUAUAUGGAUGGGUGACGUGAAUUGUGUUGGAAAUGAAAGAAUAUUGACAGAAUGUAAACAUCAGGGAUGGGGAAAACACAAUUGUGGCCAUAGUAAGGACGCAGGUGCAAUAUGCAUCAUACCAGUUCGAUUAGCUGGUGGAAGUAACCCAUCUGAAGGGAGGGUCGAAGUAUUUCACAGUAGUUCCUGGGGAACUGUGUGUGAUGACUAUUGGACAAUUAAGGAAGCCAACGUGGUUUGCCGACAGUUGGGUUUCGCGGGUGGAGCUUUGUCCGCGAUCACUUCUGCAGGUUUUGGUCAAGGACCUGGAAAAAUAUGGAUGGAUAACGUUGAUUGUGAUGGAAAUGAAAGGAGAUUAAAACUGUGCUAUCAUGCUGGUUGGGGACAAUAUAAGUGUGACCAUGUUGAUGUUGCAGGCGUUUUAUGUAUCCCAGUUCGAUUAGCUGGUGGGGGCAACCCAUUUGAAGGGCGGGUUGAAGUGUUUCAUAACGGUUCCUGGGGAACUGUUUGUGAUAACCGUUGGACACUUAGGGAAGCCAACGUGGUUUGUCGCCAACUAGGGCUGGAUGGAGCCUCUUCAGCGGUCGAGGGUGGAGUUUUUGGGGAAGGAAGUGGUAAGAUAUGGAUGGAUCAGGUUGAAUGUUUUGGAAAUGAAAGAAGAUUAUCAGAUUGCUCUUAUCCUGAGUGGGAAAUACACGACUGUAGCCAUUUCGAAGACUCAGGAGUAAUUUGUAUGCAAGUUCGACUAAUUGGUGGAAGCAACCCAUUUGAAGGAAGGGUUGAAGUGUUUCACAAUGGCUCCUGGGGAACAGUGUGUGAUGACCAAUGGACAAUUGAGGAUGCUAACGUGGUUUGCCGCCAACUUAAUUUCGAGGGUGCUUUGAAAGCAGUCACGUCUGCACGUUUUGGUGAAGGAACUGGAAAUAUAUGGAUGGAUGACGUGAAUUGUGUUGGAAAUGAAAGAAAAUUGACAGAAUGUAAACAUCAGGGAUGGGGAAAACAUAAUUGUGGUCAUAGUAAGGACGCAGGUGCAAUAUGUAUCAUACCAGUUCGAUUAGUUGGUGGAAGUAACCCAUCUGAAGGGAGAGUCGAAGUGUUUCACAAUGGCACCUGGGGAACAGUUUGUAAUGACGACUGGGACAUAAAGGAUGCCAACGUAGUUUGCAGCCAACUUGGAUUCGUGGAAGCUGUACAAACUCCGAUUCCCUACGUAUACGGUACAGGAUCUGGGCAAAUAUGGUUGGACAAUGUAAACUGUGUGGGAAACGAGAGUUCACUAGCAGAGUGUGAUCAUAACCAGUGGGGAACACAUGACUGCUCUCACUCUCAGGAUGCAAAUGUAGUUUGUGUUCCAGAUCCUCACUAUUCGCCUCCUACUUCUCCUAAACCUAAAGGUAUGUACUUUAUUUUUAUUGCGAAAAAGUACCUGCGAACAAAUUGUGGCGAAAAUGCUUUCUCUGAAGGACAAGUUUGCGUUCCAGUUUCAGGUGAAAGAAAUUCACAGCCUUUUGUCAUUGCCAUUAUCACUUUGUCCCUCGUGUUAAUCGUGGUAAUUGGCCUCCUGAAGUGGCAACAGAGGCAAAAAGUACGCGCUGAGAGGAGAAAUGUUGAAGCACGUCUGCAAAGACCUCGACAUGCUGAUACUGCAAUUCGUUCUCCAGAGUACGCACAACCGACUGAACAACAAGAACACACAUACGAGAAAGUGUUUUCAGGAAAGAACACCAAUCUUACAUCCCAAAAUGCUUAG